Messenger RNA from Cladocopium goreaui, 1377 nucleotides. The record is from the annotation of a GenBank genome assembly. NCBI's taxonomy places the organism in Eukaryota, Dinophyceae, Suessiales, Symbiodiniaceae.
AUGAGCAUGGUUUCCUUACCGCUCUUUUUGGGCCGUUGUACUUUGUCAGCCUUCUCGGAGCGUCUGAUGAGAAUUCAGUACGUGUCGCAAGAACUCCGACAACGAUUGUUCAAUGUCCUCGACGGUCUCGAAAUCGUCGAUCCGCAUACACACAUCAACCCGCAUCAGCCAGCCGCGAACACGUUGGCCGACAUCUUGGGCUACCACUAUUACACUGAGCUUGCCCAUUCUGCCGGAGUACCGCGCGAGUACAUCGAAGAGCCGGGCUUGGAACCUAAAGAAAAGGUCUCCCGCAUCGUGGCCGGGUUGGGCCCGCUGGAGAAUACGGUCCAAUACAGUUGGCUCAUCGAAAUGCUGCAGACGUUCUUUGGCUUCGAGGGCGACACGCUGACGGCCGACAAUUGGGAAGCGGUGUACGACAGUAGUGCAAAGACCAUGUCGCAGCCCGACUGGUCGAGUGAGGUGUUGCGUCGCAGCAAGCUCCGCGGGGUCUUCCUAACCAACGAUUUCGACGACGAACUGGCCGGAUUCGAUCCUGAAGUCUAUGUGCCCUGCCUGCGUACCGACGAUUUGGUGUUUCACCUGGGUCGUAAGGAAGUCCGCGAGCGCCUUGAAUCCUCCUCCGGAGUCGCUAUUAAAGAUGUCGCCUCGCUGCGAUCCGCCAUCGCGGCCCGCUUCGAGCACUUCUUCAAUCGAGGCGCCCGCGCUUGUGCGAUCUCACUUCCGCCCGACUUCGAACCGAUGCCCGUUGAAGCGGCCUCCGCAGAAACGGCCCUGCAAGGCGUUCUGGCCGCCGGAACGCAAGCCGAUGCUCCACGGUUGCGGGAAUGCAGCCAGGCGGUGUUCUGGAUGCUGGCCGAAUUGUGCGCCGAGUACGGCUUGCCGUUCGACCUGAUGAUUGGCGUGAAUCGCGCGGUUUACCCUGGCGGCGUGUUCCAGGGGCAAGACCUCUACGACAGCCGCGUUUCGCUUAUUCAAUACCGGCGAUUGUUCAAUGCUUUCCCGCAGGUCACCUUCCCGCUUUCGGUGUUGGCCAGCGUCACCAAUCAAGAGUUAACUAGCUACAGUUGGAUCUUUCCCAAUGUCCUAACCAACGGGCAUUGGUGGUACUCGAACACGCCCACGUUCAUCGAGUACGACCUCUCCGCACGGUUGGAAGCUGUGCCCCGCACGAAGCAGAUAGGCUACUACAGCGACAUGUACAAGCUCGAGUUCGCGCUGCCGAAGUUCGCGAUGUACAAGCGAAUCCUGGCGAAAGUGCUGGCCGAACGUUUCGUCAUCGAUCGCGGGUGGAGCGAAGAACGAGCCGUGGCGUUCGGAACCCAAGUGCUCAGGGACAACACCGAGACCGUGUUCUACAGCCGCGAGGGUGAGUAG